Messenger RNA from Syngnathus acus (greater pipefish), 1550 nucleotides. Its product is annotated as beta-1,4-galactosyltransferase 3-like. Gene Ontology annotation, molecular function: glycosyltransferase activity. The transcript is spliced from 7 exons. Gene Ontology annotation, biological process: carbohydrate metabolic process; galactosylceramide biosynthetic process. Lineage: Eukaryota; Metazoa; Chordata; Actinopteri; Syngnathiformes; Syngnathidae. The record is from RefSeq and is a predicted model, not a curated record. The coding region runs from base 298 to 1290 and encodes 330 amino acids.
CCCUAGGGUUCGUUCGAACCCAGGUUCAGAACCACUGUUGUAAAUAGACAUUUCUCCGCACGGCUGUUGUGCCUUUCUUGGAAAGAAAGCAUGUGGACAAGCGCUACGGGAGGACUUUGAACGGUUGGAAUGAUGGAGCUGCUUUGCGGAUGGCUCCACCCACUCCAAAGCAAGUCCAACGUCAUCGUUGUCGUGUUGUGGUGAUCCGGCUCACCUGGCUGCCUGAGCACUUGCUUGUUUGACACUCGCCGUGCCUCCGCUCGCGCCGUUUGCUCGCUGCCCUCCGUCUUCCUUCCAAUGGAAUGCCACCGACGCCUCGGGAAGUGGCCGAGUGGUUUGGCCUCGCUGGUGGGUUUGACGGCCGCCGUGACCUUGGUGCUGCGCUGUGCCUUCUGGGUGGCGCCUCGUCCGCUAGCUGGCUGCCGUGCAGAGUCGCCGCUGUUGGUUGGGCCAAGGCCCGUCAAUCUCUCCUCGUCACCUCCCACUUUGGAGGAGAUUGGAAAGAGGAGCGCGUCGGUGCUGCCGGGCGGACUCUACCACCCCCCGGACUGCGAAGCUCAGCACCGUGUCGCCAUCGUGGUGCCGUACCGGAAGCGAGCGAUGCACCUCCGCGCUCUCCUGUGUCACCUGCACCCUUUCCUGCAGAGGCAGCAGAUCCACUACAGGAUCUACGUCGUGGAGCAGUGGGGUGACGGCACCUUCAACAAAGGCAAACUGCUCAACGCUGGCGUCCGGGAAGUUCUCCGGGAUGAAGACUGGAGCUGCAUCGUCAUCCACGAUGUGGACCUGUUGGCCGAGAACGACCGCAAUCUGUACACCUGCGACAAGUGCAAUCCCACACACCUGGCCGUGGCCAUCGACAAGUUUCAUUACAGGCUUCCUUACCGGCACUAUUUUGGUGGCGUUGUCGCAGUGACUCCAGACCAGUACAGGAAGAUGAACGGCUUCUCCAACCAGUAUUGGGGCUGGGGGAGAGAGGACGACGAUUUGUGGCAAAGAGUGGCUCUGGCGGGCAUGAAGGUGAUGCGCCCCCCACUGGCCAUUGCUCGUUACAAAAUGAUCAAGCAUCACAGAGACAGAGGGAAUGAGGAAAACCCGUAUAACUUUGUACUGCGGAAUAGAACUGCGCUGGCCUGGUACGUGGACGGCCUCAACUCUCUGACAUACAAACUCCUCUCCAAAGAGCAGGAGCCUCUCUACACUCGCCUCGCCAUCAACGUCGGAGAAAAGCCCCGCCCCUGGGUUCAGGAGGAAAUGACAACAGACAAAACAGCCACUUCACGUGAUUGACUGAUGACUUGAUUAUUAACACAGGCGAGUAGAACCCACUCUGGUGCACAGGAUCCUGCAAUUUUGUUUUAUUUUGAUGAAUAUUCACUCUCAAAACAAACAAAUAGUGAAGGGUACUUUGUUCCCAUUGCAAUAGAAAUACAAUUAAGUCGGGGAAAAAAGCAGGAAUGAGCGUUUUAAAGAUUACGUAUCACAGUAAUAAAUUCUUCUGUUUCACAUUUUACUCAUUCAGUUGUGGUCUACAUAAAGUGGAACUGCGA